This is a messenger RNA of Nematostella vectensis (starlet sea anemone), 1964 nucleotides long. Its product is annotated as RNA polymerase II elongation factor ELL2. The transcript is spliced from 15 exons. Gene Ontology annotation, molecular function: cis-regulatory region sequence-specific DNA binding. Bases 208 to 1542 code for a protein of 444 amino acids. Gene Ontology annotation, cellular component: transcription elongation factor complex. Gene Ontology annotation, biological process: snRNA transcription by RNA polymerase II; positive regulation of transcription elongation by RNA polymerase II; transcription elongation by RNA polymerase II. The record is from RefSeq and is a predicted model, not a curated record. Lineage: Eukaryota; Metazoa; Cnidaria; Anthozoa; Actiniaria; Edwardsiidae.
AGACAAACUCAUAGUACACGUCAAAUUAACCGACUCUUGUCUUAAGGCGCUCCAAGAGUACCAAAGUUCCAAGGGAAGCACACAGGCAAAGCCGAGUAUUAGAUUCACAGGGCAGGAUGGGAUAUUAGAAUUCUCCUAUCGCUAUGGUUUCUUUAGCGAAGAAAAAAAUAUGUCUCCGUCAGAACUGAGAAAUUUAAUCAAUAUCGAAUGUCUGGAAUCUCUUGGUUUCGAAAGAAAUAUCAAAGGACUAUUAGUAUACCCAUCAAGAAAUCCAGCACAGGCGAUGCACGCCAAUUCCAGUUUGGUUGCUCUACCCUGCAGUCUCUUGGACAUGGCUGCUUGGACUGUCUCCAUCAGCCAGGCCGGGGGACUACCUUACAGUCACUCGGCAGCAUUACACACAAGAUUAAUAUCUGUGCCACUGACGAUAGUUACACUAUGACUCGAGACCGUAUGAAGGAGGCCGAGGAGGAGAGGAAAGAAAUCAGGAGCAAGUUAAUAAAAACCCCAAACAAAGGUGGAAAGAAAAGGCCCCCAAACAAACGUACCAAUUUAAUAAUGAACAUGAAACGUAGUAUGCAGAAUCAGCCUAAACUAUCGAAUGGAGCAAGUAAAUCUUUGCGGGAAAGAGUUCUUCAUCUCCUGGCCAUCAGACCCUACAAGAAGCCAGAACUUAUAUUACGACUUAGAAAGGAUGGUGUUAUACUCAAAGAUAAAAAUACUUUAACAAAUCUAUUGCAACAGGUCGCAACAAUAAGUAACAACCAGUACACAUUGAUGAAGCACAUAUAUGCAGAGGUUCAGGAUACAUGGCCUUGUUAUACAGAUGAAGAAAGGAAAGUAGUCCAAAGAAAAUUAAAACCUACGGAAGGUGAAAGCAGUAGUCAGCCUUCUUCGGCCAAAACAAGUCCAUCAAAAAAGCAAGAACCACCUGCACUAGGAAAUAAAAGGCAGUCAUCUUCGAUCUCGUAUGCAUCACCAGCCAAUAAGAAGCAGCGCAUAGCACAUGUGGUAAACACUAACAAUAAUGUAUCAAAAGAGAAUCCUGAGGCGCACAGUGUAAAUAACACCAAGAGACAUUACGAUACAUCACCAAGUACAAAGGAGCAAGUCAAAGACGAAAACAAGGCAGUCAACUUCAGGGAUAAAAAGCCUGUUUCUUCCACUAAAAAUGGAGAAGGCAAGACUGCUGAGAUGGAUUAUAAAAAACAAUAUCGGCCUAUUGAGACGUAUGAGCAGAGGUUAUUGUACAAGCGGGACUUCCAGGUUGAAUAUGAGGAGUACCUGCACUUAAAAAAUAAGAUUGAUAAUGUCACCAAGAAGUUCAUGGAGCUCAAAGGAAGCUUAACAAGGUGCCCAGAGAACAGCGAAGAGAGGCAGAAUAUAGAAAAGCAGAUUGUUCGCUCAUACAAGAAGCACACACAGGACCCGUCCUGGGAGAGAUGCAAGAAGCGGUGCCAGGCCUUGCACACAAAGCUGACGUACAUCAAGGAACUUAUCCGCGAUUUCGAUGAUAAACGGACUAAAGAGACGGCCACAUAACGAGCGUGGAGCUUAGAAAAUACAAUUGUGCCGCCCGGCUUCGGAUGGCGAAUACAAAAAAGCGUAGUAGGGAAAGUUUUCACGCCUACGAUUGACUAUCGGAGAGCUGGGGAAGACAAAUAGAGUCAAUUUAGAACACCUUUAAGUGGCAAUCGCACCUGUGAACUGUACGGAAACAACAACCGAAAGCAAAAUAAUCUAUUAGAAUCCGCGCUAUUUAACAUCCGCUCUAAACAAGAACCAUGAUGCUCUCUUGCUCUAAAUUAUCAUGCAGAUUCUCGAAGAAACCUCCAAUAGACACUGCCUUUUGAUUUUUUUAUGUUAUUUUGCGUUAAAAAUAAUCGGAGAUUGUUACCUAAUUGACCGGAAGUAAACUGGUGCAUUUGCCGGUUCAAACUUCAGGGCACCUGGUUUGCAGCUCA